Messenger RNA from Cordyceps militaris CM01, 3423 nucleotides. RefSeq names its product ubiquitin carboxyl-terminal hydrolase 2. Gene Ontology annotation, biological process: protein deubiquitination. The record is from RefSeq and is a predicted model, not a curated record. The transcript has 5 exons. The coding region runs from base 1 to 3423 and encodes 1140 amino acids. Lineage: Eukaryota; Fungi; Ascomycota; Sordariomycetes; Hypocreales; Cordycipitaceae. Gene Ontology annotation, molecular function: cysteine-type deubiquitinase activity.
AUGAGACCAGGUACCUACCUAUCAGUUGCCAACCUCAGGUCGGUACUUGCUACUUGCCGCGCCUACCCCGCGGGCCACGCGUACCGCCCUCCUGCUGAGCUUCCCGCACCCUUAAUCAACCCCACACUGCCGUCAGCUACCUACAUGUAUGUUGCCCCCAAUUGGCCCGCACCACAUCGCGUCUUUAUUGUCCCUCAAAUUCAUCCCAUAAGCGAUUUACUAUCACGAAAGCGAGUUAUCCUCAUACCUGUCAUCGCCCCCGGCAGCCUCCCGAAUCUCCCAUCUCCACCCGCCGUAACCCAGUCGCAGCACAGAGACGAUUCCCAUUCCCGAUACACGAUCAAAACCUCGUCGAUAGCCACAGUCACGGGGGACAGGCUGUCCAUGGCCGCCAACCCAAGAUACAGCCUUCCAGCAGGCUUCAAUGGCCAGGCCACAAAUGGCGCCGGCGGUAAACCCGCCUUGCCUCAUAUCGACGAUGUAGUCGCACUGCCAAGCGACGUAGAUGGCACCAAGCCAAUAAAGUGGCUGCUCGAGCAGGCCGAGAUGUCAUUGCGCCAAUCCGAGAUGAGCCGCGACUUCAACAGACCAGCCCUGGCCUUGAAGGACUUCAUCCGCGCUUCGAUUAUCACGGUCCAGCUAGUGUCUCACCACAAAGACUAUCUGAUGCUGAAGGAUGGACGCAACGAACUGGCUAAAAAGCACACCGCGUUGAUGACCCGUAUUAAACAGCAGAGCGAUAUCUACGACCAGAUCAAAAAGGACAUACUAGCGGACAAUAAGAGGACCGGCGUGCUCCCAAAAGCACGGAGAUCAGAAUCUUUGCAAACAAAUGGCACUCAUUCGUCUGCGACGUUAUCCACACCCACCGGCGGCGGCCCCGCGGUGAAUGCAUCGGGCAAGGUCAAGCCUAAGGUGCAGCCAAAGCCCCAAUCACUCCAAGGCAAGGCCGUUCCUGGUCAUGCAAGAUCAUCGUCGACCAAUAAUGUCAGUGUCGUCGACCUAGCAGCACGCUUUGCAAACCUUCGAGGACCCCAGACCACACCUGGACAGGAUCCGCGCAUCAAGACUCAUCCAAUUCUACAAUUGAAACCCGCCGGCCCCCGAGAUAUGCCGUCGUCGCCUCCAAAGUCACAGGCAAACCUGUCAAACGGAGUACCGUCACUACCUAAGAUGCCGGAUGCUAUAUAUCAUCCAGCUCGCGGUAGUGUCUCCAGCGAUGUCGGACGUCCUCCAGCCACUACACCCCGAAGUUCGCACAGCCGUGCGGCCCCAACCCCUUCGCUCAGCAACAUGCCGAGUCCGGUAUCUGCGCGGCAGAGCAUGGAAUACUUUCCUCCUGUUGCUACCAAUACAACUGGUGGUAAAUCGUCAUUCCACAAGCCCGUCUCCAAUGGUGAGGCUGACUCGAUCACGGCCGAGGCACUAUUUGAGGCCAUGAAACAGACGGGCUCUGUUCUGAUAAUAGAUAUCCGCUCUCGUAUUGAAUUUGACGAAGGCCACAUUAUGUCUUCCUCGACGAUUUGUAUCGAGGCUAGUAUCCUACUUCGGGACAACAUAUCGGCAUCGGAGAUUACAGAAAGCUUGGUUCUUUCGCCCAACCAGGAACAGUCGCAAUUCGAUCGCCGCAAUGAGUACGAACUCGUUGUUUUCUAUGACCAAGACUCUGAAGAGAUCCCUCGUUCUCCGCGCAGCUCCGAUGAUAUGGUUAUUGUCUCUCUGCAUCGCGCUCUCGCUCACUUCAACUACGAUCGCGAGCUCAAGCAACCCCCAAGGAUUCUGAAGGGCGGCUUAGACGCGUGGGUUGAAGUGAUGGGCUCCGCCUCACUACAGGCCACAAGCCUCAGUAGUAGCCACCCUGCUCCAGCAUCGCGGGCUCGAAGCGGAACUUUCCAGCGCAAGCGAUCGAAAUACAUCCGGCCUCUGCGUGCGGACGAAGUUAAAGUUUGGCAGCAGACUCUAGAGAACGAAGAUAUGAACGCCAACCAACCUCCUGACUACCAUCGUUCGACAGAGUCUUUCCUACGCCGCUAUCCUCCAGUCUUGACUGAGCAAGAGUCUAUGACCUCGUCGCCCUCAAGUGAACAACCACCGGGAUAUAGCACCCUUCACAAUAUUGACCCUUAUAAUGACCUACCCUCACCGCCGACCCGUCCGGCGCCUUCAGUUCCUCGACUCAGUUAUAGCAGUUUGUCUCACACAUCGGAGGAAGUUGACCGCUUCGAGCAACCGGUGGCACCCCGCCAAACUGUCCGAGCCAAGAAGUUACCGGAGCAGGUGACCGGGGAUGGUUCCAAGCUAUAUACGGGUCUGAACAAUCCACAUAAUUGGUGCUACGCAAAUAGCACUCUACAGUCGCUUCUGGCGUCACCAGACUUUGGGAAGGAAUUGUCUGAUUCGACAUGGAAAACAGAAUAUCGAGCACCAAAGAAGGAUACUGAGAAGAUAGAACAUGCUCAGUUGAUGAUCAACAUCAUGUCUAACUUAUUCCACUGGAUGAGUACUGGCAAUCUCGAAGUCAUGAAGGCCCAAACUCUCAUGCAUAUAUGCAAAACGAGCCGUUCAAAUGCUCAAUUUGGUGGGACACAACAACAAGAUGCGCAGGAAUUCAUGUCCUUUCUCAUGGAACAUCUGCACGACGAAACCAACUCCCGUCGAAACCGAAAGGGCAAUGCUCUGCAGCCAAACACAAAGUCGCAGCCGCUGCUAUACGCUGCCGUCCAAUACUGGUACAACCACCUCCAGUUCAACGAAUCCAUUGUCGACAAGUACUGGCGCGGACUGGAGCUCUCGACGGUCCAGUGCCUCGACUGCCACACCAAGACGUACACGUUUUCCCCGUUUGAGUGGAUUCCCGCGCCGGUCGCGCUGGGCAGCACGCGGCAGACGCUGGAGCAGUCGCUGCACCAGCACAUUGCCAAUAACACCCUCGACGACUUUUCGUGCGACAAGUGCCGCCGUAACACGCGCGCCAUGCAGUCCAUCUCCUUUGCGCGGCUGCCGCCGCUCCUCUGCGUCUGCUUUCGCCGCUUCAACUACAACCAGGCCACGGGCGACAUCAAAAAGUCGACGGCCCCCGUGACGUGGGACUUUAAUGACUUUGACGUGUCGCCGUUCUUCUACGAGCAUGGCAACGGCCGCCCGCCACCUGGCACGAGCGACCAGCACGCGUACGAGGGCCCGUUUCGGUACGAGUGCUACGCCGUCAUUGUGCACGCGGGCAGUCGGACGGACAAUGGCCAUUACUUUGCCUAUGUGCGCGAUCAGAGCACGCACGACCCGUACGCGUGGCUGUGCUGCAACGAUAGUCGCGUCACGAGGGUCCGGAUCGGCAGCGGGGAACGCGAUGAUAUCCAAAAUGAGGUGUUCAAGUCGGGGCAAGACAGAGUCCCGUACCUGGUGUUUUUCCGGCGCAAGGGGUAA